Manduca sexta (tobacco hornworm) is the source of this 1937-nucleotide messenger RNA. RefSeq names its product major facilitator superfamily domain-containing protein 12. Gene Ontology annotation, cellular component: membrane. Gene Ontology annotation, biological process: carbohydrate transport. The record is from RefSeq and is a predicted model, not a curated record. The transcript is spliced from 8 exons. NCBI's taxonomy places the organism in Eukaryota, Metazoa, Arthropoda, Insecta, Lepidoptera, Sphingidae. Gene Ontology annotation, molecular function: symporter activity. Bases 188 to 1588 code for a protein of 466 amino acids.
GGAAUUGUUAUUAUUAUUAUUAUUUUGGUAUAUCAAUUUAUUAUAGACAAAUAAUAUGACAUGUAAUACUCAAAGAUUUGCUCAAAAAGCAUUUAUACAUUAUACACCCUACUGUUUUAAUGUAACCACAUAAUUUUAUUAUAAUUUAUAUUUUAAUUUUAUACGUUAGAAAGUAAUCGGUCAUAAAAUGGAUAAUGAAUUUGUUGAUAUAUCUACAAGUCUCACAUUGCAGUUUGGAUACGGUAUAGGUCAUAUUCUGAAUGAUGUUUGUGCCAGUUUGUGGUUUACGUAUUUUUUGGUGUUUUUCCAUUUAGUUCUUGAAUUUACUGCUUCACAGUCUGGUACGUUAAUGCUAAUAGGACAAGUUGUAGAUGCUUUAGCGACACCCUUUGUGGGGUAUCAUUCAGACCAUACUGAUAAUGUUUUAAGUGCCAGAUACGGCAGGAGAAAACUAUGGCAUCUAUUUGGUACUCUAUGCGUAUUAGCAUCUUUUCCCUUCAUCUUUUCCGAGUGCCUGGGUUGUUCACUUAGCCACAAAUGGGCCCAGAUGUAUUAUUUUGCGGCAUUUAUUGUAAUAUUCCAAAUUGGCUGGGCUGCUGUACAAAUAUCACACUUAAGUUUGAUCCCAGAAUUAUCUCAAGAUGAUCAUGUAAGGACUCAUCUCACUGCAGUAAGAUAUGGAUUUACAGUACUUUCAAAUCUAUUUGUGUACAUAGUUACUUGGAUUAUCUUGCAUGUAACUGGCGAGUGUGAUAAGCAACAAGUUGGGCCAGCUGACGCAUGGAAAUUUAGAAAUGUUGUAUUCAUAGUAAUUGCUUUAGGGACAAUUGCAUCAGUAUUAUUUCAUGCAAUCGUACGAGAGAGGCAAACUCACAGGCAUCAAGAACUAUUGCUAUCCCCUAAUGAGAGUGGAGCCCAUGGCGACUUCUUACGCAGGCCAGUCAUGUACCAGGUUGCUGGGGUGUACAUGAGCACAAGGCUUGUAGUAAAUAUGUCGCAGAUACUAAUACCGCUGUACCUUCACCGCACGUUAGGAUUAGCAGCUCGCGCGUUAGCGGUGGUGCCAUUAGCGCUGUAUCUUGGAAGUCUAGCAGCCGCUGGCAUGCAGCGCUUAGCUCCGAAGUCGUGCACCAGAAAAUUUAAUUAUUUUAUGGGUUCUUUGUGUGCGCUUGCCGGUUUUGUAUGGAUCUAUUUUGGCUCAAACGACACUUACAAGAUCUAUUUUAUUUAUGUGGUUGCAGUCCUCAUAGGUUUCGGUGGGGCCGUGAUGCUGGUAACAAGUUUAGCGCUAACUGCUGAUUUAGUAGGCGCGAAGACCGAGGCCUCGGCCUUUAUAUACGGAGUAAUGAGCUUUUCUGAUAAAUUAUCUUGCGGAUUAGCUAUAGCACUUGUCCAAAAAUAUGCCGACGGAGCCGAAGAUACUUACUAUCGCAAUGCAAUGGCGUGGACGUGCGGAGCAGCGACUCUUUUGGGCCUUACGUUGACUUUGUUGUUACCUAAAAUAUCGUCGGACACGCUAGCUUUGAAUGAUAACACUUCAAUUAACGAUACAGAGGAUACCAGCACUGCACCAAUAGAUAACAUUUAGGAAUGUUCUAUACCUGCAUAAAAUAGUAAAGAAGAUUUCUAUUAUUAUCCACUGAAAUCUAGUAUUUGCUAAAUACGUGAAUGGCAUGUAGAAAUCGUAAAGGAAAUUUUACGAAACUCUUCAUUAUUGUGAUACUAUUUAAGUAUACAUAUUCCAAGGUUCUCAUUUCAUUUUUCAAUUAUUUUAUUUAUUUUCUUAGGUAUAUUCGGAAGUAAGAAAAUAAUGUAAUUAGUUAGGUACUAUUGUUUAAACCUCAGACCAACAAUAAUUGUUUGUACGUAUAAUAUGUCUAUAUUGUUAUAAAUAUUAUAUUUUGCCUUUAAAACAAUAAAAGUAUGUUGGAUGAAUC